Setaria italica (foxtail millet) is the source of this 821-nucleotide messenger RNA. RefSeq lists its product as uncharacterized. Bases 139 to 516 code for a protein of 125 amino acids. NCBI's taxonomy places the organism in Eukaryota, Viridiplantae, Streptophyta, Magnoliopsida, Poales, Poaceae. The transcript is spliced from 3 exons. The record is from RefSeq and is a predicted model, not a curated record.
UGAGCGCGGCUGCUAGCUCCUUCACAAGCUACUCGAUCAGCUUAGCAGGGGCAACUGGGAACACCCAGUCAGAAUUAUAAGCCUGACAGGGCAGGCUCACUUGUUUCCUCGGCGGAAGCGUACGUGGAUCUAUCAACGAUGUCAAAGCAAAAGAUUGUGAUCAAGGCGACCAUGUCCAACGCCAAGAGCCGUGCCCAGGCCAUGGUGCUGGCCUCCAAAGCAAACGGGGUGGGAUCGGUAGGGAUCACCGGCGACCUCAAGGACCAGCUGGAGGUGGUCGGCGUGGGCAUCGACAUCGCCUGCCUGGUCAGGUGCCUGCGCAAGAAGCUCCGCUACGCCGAGAUCGUCAAGGUGGAGGAGGUGAAGGACAAGCCCGAGGAGGAGAAGAAGAAGCCCGACCCCGCCUGCACCUGCACGGGGCCGUGCCGGUGCGCUGCCGCCGGUUACUACCACGCGCCGCUGCCGCUGUAUCUCUGCGAGCAGGACCCGCCGCCAGGCAGCUGCCUCAUCUUGUGAACCUAGCAGCAGUAAGAUGGGCUCCGUCAUGCAUGCAUCUGUGUGAUUUGGGUUCUAUAAGAACCUUUUGAGGCAACAGCUUCUUCGUGUGUGCAGUGUGCUGUGUGCAUGUGCGCAAUCGUGGUUCUGGUUUGCUUUUGCUACCGCCAACCAUCGGUAGUGUCAUUAGAUCACACCACUACAAGGUAUUAAUAUCAUAUAAACCCCAAUAUGUGUGUAUGUUAUACGUGUAAAUAUAUGUAUAUGUGUUAUCUGUACGAGUAUGACUUAGUUGCAUUGGUUUAUGCAUCCCAUUGUGAACCUUA